Messenger RNA from Amborella trichopoda, 771 nucleotides. The record is from RefSeq and is a predicted model, not a curated record. NCBI's taxonomy places the organism in Eukaryota, Viridiplantae, Streptophyta, Magnoliopsida, Amborellales, Amborellaceae.
AUGCCUCUUUUGCUCUACACAUGGGAGAAUUUAUUAACUGAUAUUGGUCAAGAAUUCCCCAAUAUAUCUGAAUUUCAUGAUGUUUGUAAGUAUGCAAUGGAGCAUCACUUUGAGUAUGUUUUCAUAAAAAAUGAGAACUACCAGGACAUGAAGGAGAUAACAUUCAUUUGUGGGGCUAACAUCAAUGUCCAUAAGAGAGCCUCAAAACAACUUAUUGCUAACCUUGUGAAAAGCAAGUUGGAUGACACCCCACGGUACAAGCCCAGAGAGAUGAUAAAGGACAUAGCUCGAGAUUAUGGGAUAGAGCGUCCAUAUCUUAAGGCAUGGCGGGGGAAAGAGAUAGCAAUAACAGAGUUUCGUGGUACUGAAGAAGAUGCUUAUAAUCGGCUCCCAGCAUACCUCAAUCACCUAUUAAAGACAAAUCCAGGAAGUCAUGUGGCAAUGCAAAAAAGGUCAGACAAUAAAUUUCGUCGAGUUUUCAUAUCACUUAUUGCUUCAACGUAUGGCUUUAAAAAUGGGAACCGUCCAAUUAUCUUCCUUGAUGGAACACAUUUGAAAGCUCGAUGUCAUGGUACGUUGCUUGCCGCUAUAUCUAUAGACUCCGAGGAUCAGAUGUUUCCACUUGCAUAUUCUAUCGUUGAUGCAAAGGAUUAUGACAAUUUGUUUUGGUUUCUAGAAAACUUGAAUAGUGGUAUUGGGAUGGAUCGACCAAUCAUAUUUAUUUCCGAUAGACAGAUUGGGUUAGGCGACAAUGGAUCAAAUAUGUUUUGA